CCUCCACCCCACCCUACUUCCACUGGGAAACAGCAUGAGAAAGGAGAUUGGGCCCUCCUAUCCUGAGCCUGGAUUAGCUAUAGCCAGCUGGAAGGGAGCUCAGGUACCUGGGCAGGCUCCUCCCUGAGACGGACCUUCAGCUUCCUCUUGGGCAUGACCGGAAAGGCCAAGACCCGGGAAAAGGAGAAGAUGAAGGAAGCCAAAGAUGCCCGCUAUACCAAUGGGCACCUCUUCACCACCAUCUCAGUUUCAGGCAUGACCAUGUGCUAUGCCUGCAACAAGAGCAUCACAGCCAAGGAAGCCCUCAUCUGCCCAACCUGCAAUGUGACUAUCCACAACCGCUGUAAAGACACCCUCGCCAACUGUACCAAGGUCAAGCAGAAGCAACAGAAAGCCGCCCUGCUAAAGAACAACACUGCCUUGCAGUCUGUUUCUCUUCGCAGUAAGACAACCACCCGGGAGCGGCCUAGCUCUGCCAUCUACCCAUCUGACAGCUUCCGGCAGUCCCUCCUUGGCUCCCGCCGUGGCCGCUCCUCCUUGUCGUUAGCCAAGAGUGUUUCUACCACCAACAUUGCUGGACAUUUCAAUGAUGAGUCUCCCCUGGGGCUGCGCCGGAUCCUCUCACAGUCCACAGACUCCCUCAACAUGCGGAACCGAACCCUGUCAGUGGAAUCUCUCAUUGACGAAGGUGCUGAGGUGAUCUACAAUGAGCUGAUGAGUGAUUUUGAGAUGGACGAGAAGGACUUUACAGCUGAUUCCUGGAGCCUUGCUGUGGAUGGCAGCUUCCUGCAGCAGCUUAAAAAGGAGGUGAUGAAGCAGCAGGAUGUCAUCUAUGAGCUAAUCCAGACAGAGCUGCACCAUGUGAGGACACUGAAGAUCAUGACCCGCCUCUUCCGAACGGGGAUGCUGGAAGAGCUACAGCUGGAGCCGGGAGUAGUCCAUGGCCUGUUCCCCUGUGUGGAUGAGCUCAGUGAUAUCCAUACACGCUUCCUCAGCCAGCUCUUAGAACGCCGCCGCCAGGCCCUGUGCCCUGGCAGCACCCGGAACUUUGUCAUCCAUCGUUUGGGUGACCUUCUCAUCAGCCAGUUCUCAGGUCCCAGUGCAGAGCAGAUGCGUAAGACCUACUCGGAAUUCUGCAGCCGCCACACCAAGGCCUUAAAACUUUAUAAGGAGCUGUAUGCCCGAGACAAACGCUUCCAGCAGUUCAUCCGGAAAGUGACACGCUCAGCCGUGCUGAAGCGGCAUGGAGUACAGGAGUGCAUCCUGCUGGUGACUCAGCGCAUCACCAAGUACCCGGUGCUCAUCAGCCGGAUCCUGCAGCAUUCCCACGGGAUUGAGGCAGAGCGCCAGGACCUGACUACAGCACUGGGGCUGGUGAAGGAGUUGCUGUCCAAUGUGGACCAGGAUGUGCAUGAACUGGAGAAAGGGGCCCGCCUGCAAGAGAUCUACAACCGUAUGGACCCUCGAGCCCAAGCCCCGGUGCCUGGCAAGGGCCCCUUUGGCCGAGAGGAACUCCUACGGCGCAAGCUCAUCCAUGAUGGCUGCCUGCUCUGGAAGACAGCAACGGGGCGCUUCAAAGAUGUGCUGAUGCUGCUAAUGACAGAUGUGCUGGUGUUUCUCCAGGAGAAGGACCAGAAGUAUAUCUUUCCUGCCUUGGACAAGCCCUCAGUGGUAUCACUGCAGAAUCUAAUUGUACGGGACAUUGCCAACCAGGAGAAAGGGAUGUUUCUAAUCAGUGCGGCCCCCCCUGAGAUGUAUGAGGUGCACACAGCAUCUCGAGAUGACCGGAGCACCUGGAUCCGCGUCAUUCAGCAGAGCGUGCGCAUAUGCCCAUCCAGGGAGGACUUCCCCCUGAUUGAGACCGAGGAUGAGGCUUACCUGCGGCGAAUCAAGAUGGAGCUGCAACAGAAGGACCGGGCACUGGUGGAACUGCUGCAAGAGAAGGUUGGGCUGUUUGCCGAGAUGACCCAUUUCCAGGCGGAAGAGGAUGGCGGCAGUGGGAUGCCCCUGCCCACCCUACCCAGGAGCCUUUUCCGUUCUGAGUCCCUCGAGUCCCCUCGUGGCGAGCGGCUACUGCAGGAUGCCAUCCGUGAGGUGGAGGGCCUGAAAGACCUGCUGGUGGGGCCUGGAGUGGAGCUGCUUUUGACACCCCGAGAACCAACCCUGCCCUUAGAACCGGACAGCGGUGGUAACAUGAGCCCUGGAGUCACUGCCAAUGGUGAGGCCAGAACCUUCAAUGGCUCCAUCGAGCUCUGCAGAGCUGAUUCAGACUCCAGCCAGAAGGAUCGAAAUGGAAAUCAGCUGAGAUCUCCCCAGGAGGAGGCAUUACAGCGAUUGGUCAAUCUCUAUGGACUUCUACAUGGCCUACAGGCGGCUGUGGCCCAGCAGGACACUUUGAUGGAAGCCCGGUUCCCCGAGGGCCCUGAACGGCGGGAGAAGCUAUCACGAGCCAACUCUCGGGAUGGGGAGGCUAGCAGGACCGGAGCUGCCCCAGUGGCUCCUGAAAAGCAGGCUACAGAACUGGCGUUACUGCAGCGACAACAUGCGCUGCUGCAGGAGGAGCUGCGGCGCUGCCGGCGGCUAGGUGAAGAGCGGGCCACCGAGGCCGGCAGCCUGGAAGUCCGGCUCCGGGAGAGCGAGCAGGCCCGGGCUCUGCUGGAGCGCGAGGCCGAAGAGGCUCGCAGGCAGCUGGCUGCCUUGGGCCAGACUGAGCCGCUCCCAGCUGAGGCCCCCUGGGCCCGCAGGCCUCUGGAUCCUCGGCGGCGUAGCCUCCCUGCAGGCGAUGCCUUGUACCUGAGUUUCACCCCUCCACAGUCCAGCCGAGGCCCUGACCGCCUGGACCUGCCUGUGACUACUCGCUCCAUCCAUCGACCGUUUGAGGACCGAGAGAGGCAGGAGCUAGGUAGCCCCGAGGAGCGGCUGCAAGACAGCAGUGACCCCGACACGGGCAGCGAGGAGGAAGGUAGCAGCCGUCUGUCUCCGCCCCACAGUCCACGAGACUUCACCCGAAUGCAGGACAUCCCAGAGGAAACGGAGAGCCGCGACGGGGAGCCUGUAGCAUCGGAGAGCUAAGGGGUCCCUCCCUCGUGCCCUGUGCCCCACUGAAGAACAUUACUGAGGGGGACAAAUCCUGGGGACUCUAAUCUGCCAGUGAUGAGGGAUCAUUUGAAAGAACUGCUGAUUGUCCUUGCCAGCUCUUGGGAUCCUUGGAUACCUGGGGCCAUUUACAAAGCUGGGGGAAUUAGGCCACAGUACCCCCUGGUGGCAUCCAGAAGCUACACCACAGAUGCCAGUUUUUCAUGCCUUCUUCCCUCUACUUUAGGAAAAUUUAUUUAUUUAUUGUUUAUUAGUUAUGGGGGGAGAGGGGAGAUUUAAAGGACCAGGGACAUGGGAACCAAGCCAUAGGGAUCAGGGGGCCUUGUCCUUUACACUAGUGGGGUAUAUUCAGGUUUAACCAGGCAGCUGCUGGGUUCUAGCCCUAACACCUUUCCCCAGCAACACCCAUCUUUAAGGAGAGGCUGCAGCCACAGGACCCUACUGCCCCUUUAAGGAGGGAUGUGGGGAGGGCCAUGUCGUUCUCCCCUCUCCCCUCAACCUCUUACUGCGUCUUUUCUUCUCUCCAUCCUCCAUGGAAACCCCAGGGAAAUAACCUGGCUUUCUAGAGUUGAUGGAAUAGAGGCUGGGGGUGAGGGAAAAAACACAUAGGGACCAGAGUGUUUUUUGGUGGGUUUUUUUUUUUUUUUUUUUUUUUCUCCCAAAGCCAACUGCACGUGUUUUAUAUUUUUAAGAGAAGAUUGUAGGCAAUUAGAGCAGCCUUCUAUCUCCACAUCUCUGAAGAACUUGAGGGGUGGGAGAGACAGUGAUGUCUCCCUUCAUCUACAGUAAUGAGGGACCUGUUCUGAUCUCUUCCCCAGCUGUUCGGAAAAAAGUUCUAGAGUGGGUUGGGAAAUCUCUAUGGACCCUGAACUCAUCCACCACUUCAGCAACUGUGACCUGAAACCUCAGUGUGAAUUUUGGGGAUUUUUUUUAAUGGACUCCCCAAAGCCCACCAGCCCCAGCCAUUUUUCUGCCAAUUUGAUUGUAAAAAAAAUUAAGCAGGGAAAAUUAAAGACCUGGAACCCCA
Molecule: messenger RNA, 4123 nt
Organism: Cynocephalus volans (Philippine flying lemur)
Lineage: Eukaryota; Metazoa; Chordata; Mammalia; Dermoptera; Cynocephalidae
Gene: ARHGEF2
Product: Rho/Rac guanine nucleotide exchange factor 2
Exons: 23
Coding region: 154-3072 (972 amino acids)
Biological process (GO): regulation of Rho protein signal transduction; cell morphogenesis; positive regulation of neuron differentiation
Cellular component (GO): cytoskeleton; ruffle membrane
Molecular function (GO): guanyl-nucleotide exchange factor activity; microtubule binding
Source: RefSeq, a predicted model, not a curated record